Molecule: messenger RNA, 2625 nt
Organism: Cuscuta europaea
Lineage: Eukaryota; Viridiplantae; Streptophyta; Magnoliopsida; Solanales; Convolvulaceae
Source: the annotation of a GenBank genome assembly
UUUUCUUUUGUUCGGGGAAUUUUCUCUAUCUUUUUUUAUGAAGGAAAUGGUGUCUUAAUGCCUUGAUGGGAACAAAUGCACUGAAGGUGUGACAAGUUCACGUGUAAUUAAUGAAGCCUAUUGUCCAGAAAAGAAGUUACGGUGUACGAGUCUGCUACGGGAAACGAAUGGCGGGCGUUUCAGUGCUCAGAGGCGUCGCUCAUGGACGUUCAUCUCUUCUUCACCGCUCUCAGUUCCCGACUUUCAGCAGCUCAGAGAAGUCAAUAAAGUUUCGGUAUCGAUAUCGCCAAACUGGGAUUACUGCUUUUGCUCGGUACUCGCAGGCCCAUGAGAUUUUUACCUCUCGUGUUCAAGAUCGUCUUGAGAACUUUCCUAUUCUUGUAGAGGAUGUUGUUCAGACGUCCAUAAAUACAGGUCCGCGUGGAGCUUUAAGGCUUGCCCAAGGUAUCCAAGCUGUAAUUGGGGUUGGUAGUGAGUGGCUAGCUGAUGUCUCAAAGACAGCGAACUCACCGACUGGACUACCAAGAGAGAUGCAGCUUGGAUUAUUAUCUCCCAUAUAUUUGAGGAAACUUUUUGAGCGGAUGGGUGCAACAUAUAUUAAGUUGGGGCAGUUUAUAGCAUCUGCUCCCACAAUAUUUCCACCGGAAUAUGUUCAAGAAUUCCAGUGCUGUUUGGACAGGGCUCCUCCAGUCCCGUUCAAAGAAAUUCAAGGAAUCUUGCGUGAGGAACUAGGCAGGCCAAUUGAUGAUGUUUUUGAUUAUGUUGAUCCUACACCAAUCGCAUCUGCAUCUAUAGCACAAGUGCAUGUAGCAAGGAUAAAAGGCUCUCAGGAUGAUGUUGUGAUAAAGGUCUUGAAACCUGGGAUAGAAGAUAUUAUAGUGGCUGAUCUGAAUUUCGUAUACAUAGUGGCACGUAUUUUGCAGUUCUUGAGUCCUGAAUUAGACCGUGCAUCUCUGGUUGCAAUUGUCAAAGACAUAAGGGAGUCAAUGCUUGAAGAAGUUGACUUUACUAAAGAGGCUGCAAAUAUUGAAGCGUUUAGGAGAUACCUAGAGACUAUGGGUCUAACUAGGCAGGCUAAAGCACCAAGAGUGUACCAGCAGUGCAGCACACGUCGAAUCCUGACAAUGGAGAGGCUUCAUGGAGUUCCACUUACUGAUUUAGACUCAAUAAGCUCACUUGUUCCUAAUCCUGAGACCAGCCUUAUAACUGCCUUAAAUGUAUGGAAAUGUUUUUAACAUCAAUGGGAACCAAAGAAUAUGAUGCAAUGGCUUCUGGCUUAAUUGACAUGGGAGCUACAGGCAAUGAUGUGGAUGGAAAGGCCUUUGCAAGAGAUCUUGAGAAGCUAUUUUCAUCAAUUCAGGAAUUGGAUACAGAAAUAGUUGUUACAGCAGCACGGGACACGAAGACAAGAGCAACCGCCAUGUCUGCAAAUGUAGCUUUUGACCAGAGACAAAUGAACACUCUUUUUCUUGAUUUGGUUCGAGUUGGUGAGUCUUACGGGUUGAGAUUUCCUCGCGAGUUUGCACUUUUGAUGAAGCAGAUACUAUAUUUUGAUAGAUACACCAGGUUGUUAGCUCCAAACUUGAACAUGCUUCAUGAUCAGCGGAUCAACAUUGCCCAAAGUCAUGGAGAACAAAGAAUCAUAUAGCACCAACUGCUUGCUCUCAUUGUAGAUAAAUACUCUGAUAUCAGUAUAUCACAUUCCAAUUGACAUGGUACAAAGGAAAAAACACAAGAUCAGUAAUACCUGGUGAAACGCGGACGGCCGCACCUAGGGAUUCCUAGGGUUGCGUGAGGUUAGGCAGAUUCUUGAGGCGUUAUUUGGCGAUUCUUUGUGAGAGAAGUUAGGCGGGCAUUUGGAUUGCUAAAAGCAUGCGGCCGGCGAGUGUGGAGAGAAAUAUAGCCGCGGCUUCGGUAGUAGAGAAGUUGAACACUCAAAUUAAGAUGCACAGGAAGAAGUAUCGGUGGUCGCAUGGAUGAUGACAAUGACCAAGUGGAUGUUCCCAAUGAGCACAAGGAUCCAAUAUCGCGCUUGCUGGAAAUGACAAAACACCUUGAUGGACAGCCUCUGCAGUUAAUUUUAAAAGGAGAUGUCAUUGGUGUUGUUGACAUCUCCCUUUUUCUUAGUUCAGAGGGGAUAAUGAAGAUGUGUUUGGGUAAUCAAAUUCUCAGUACAAAGGUUAUGCAAGUCUGGAUAAUGGCAAUGCAAGCACAUCAAAUAACAAAAAAUAGGAGGAAUUCCAAAGCAAGAUGGAUUAAGCCGAUUUCUGGAGUGCAAAGGGGUACCUAUGAGUUUGGGUAUUAUGUUAUGAGGCACAUGAAGAUUAUAAUAUCUGCAGUUGUUGAUUCAUAGAUUGAGACAUUCAAUGUUCAAGAUUCAUUUGUCCACAAGACAUUACCGAGACAAGAGAGCAUUGUGCGUCAUUUGUUUGUGACACCACAAGCAGUACGGGUUGCUAUUAACAAAUAUGAUUCUGUUUUGAUGUCUAGAAUGAAUAGUGUUGGUUUCAUGUGAAACUUUGUACUUUUGACUUGCAAGAACCUGUGAAACUUUUGUAGUUUUGGCUUGCAUGAACUUGUGAAACUUUGCAGUUUUGGCUUGGAUUGAUUGGUGCUAGUACUAUG